Nerophis lumbriciformis (worm pipefish) is the source of this 2445-nucleotide messenger RNA. The record is from RefSeq and is a predicted model, not a curated record. Lineage: Eukaryota; Metazoa; Chordata; Actinopteri; Syngnathiformes; Syngnathidae.
AUGCCGGACCAUGACAGCGACUCCCUCCUGAACAGACAGACCAAGCGAAGACGUGUGGACAUCGGUGUGAAGAGGACCGUGGGUAGCGCCGCCUCCGCCGCAGCAGCGACAGCGACUACUGAUAGCAUUGCGCGCGCCAAAGCAGCCAUUUUUAGUGCCAUGAACUCUCUGAGCGCUCACUCUCACCACGGAUCAGACGCAGACCCCAUGGAGUGCUCUGUAGUGCAGCCGCACGGGGGGCCCGGCGUGGUAUCGGCCGGCGACAGCGAGUCAAAGUCCAACGUGCUGCGAAAGCUGCUAAAGCGGGCCAACUCGUACGAGGACGCCAUGAUGCCCUUUCCCGGCACUACUAUUAUCUCGCAGUUGCUCAAGAACAACUUAGCUAAAAACGGCGGAGGGCCAGAAAGAGGGGAUAGAGGCGAAAGAGUCGACCACGGCUUUCCCGGAUCUGGGCUCUCAAAUACGAGCUCUGACGCGCCCCAAGAGGACGCCUGCAGCAAUUCCUCCCAAGAAAGCACCCCUCAGGAAUGCUUGUCGCCUUUCGGCCGGCCCCCCGGCCUGGGCGCAUUCGACAUGGAGCGUCUUAACGACGAGCACUUGCGCGCCAAGCGGGCCCGAGUGGAGAACAUCAUUCGCGGUAUGAGCCACUCCCCGAGCGUCCUAGUGCCGCCGUCUUCUCGGCACGAACGCGACCACGACAUGGACGGGGACAGGGAAAUGGAUCUGGAGUGCGCGCCCCCUCGCAGCAGCAGCAGGGAAAAUAAGCGCAAGCAGCGUCUGCCUCAACAGCAGCAACAGAGUUUCACCCAGCUGGUGUGUCAGAGGAAAGAGCAAAAGCAGGAAGAGCGGCGACAACUCAAGCUCCAGCUGGAGGACAUGCAGAAACAGCUGCGCCAGCUCCAGGAGAAAUUCUUUCAGAUCUACGACUCAACCGACGACUCCGAACACAACGACCUGCACAAUGACAUAGGCAACCUGUCCGAGGACAGCCCGGUGAGAUCCGACAAUGGCGGUGACGAUCAAGGCGGGGACGACCGGGGUGGCGAAGACUUGCGCUCCGAUAACGAGAUGUCCGACCUUGAUCCUGGCCACUUCCUGGAUCGGGCGCGGGCGCUGCUUCAACAGCAGACUCUUCUAGGGGAAGGAGAAAAGCCGAGGCGAGAUGGAAUUGGCCGAAGCAAAGGGCAGGGAGGCCCGGGAGCCUCCAUGCAUGCCGAAGGUAAACAGCUGGCAGAAACUCUGAAGCAGGAACUCAAUUCCGCGAUGACACAAGUUGUGGACACUGUCGUCAAGGUGUUUGCCAAGCCGCCGCGUCCCACGCCCCAGCAGGCAUUCCCCCCGCUUUCCCUACCCGCUGAAAGGUUCUCCACAGCCGUCAAUGGGGACAACCCUAACUUCCACACCACCAACCAGAGGCUGCAGUGUUUCGGCGACGUCAUCAUUCCCAAUCCGCUAGACUCCUUCGCCGGCAUUCCCGGAAUCCCGGGUGCGGUGAAUGACCAAACCGAGGCCCUGCCGUUAGUCGUCAGGAAGACUCCCAGUGAGCACCACCACCACCAUCAUCACCAGUCCUCAGCUGUGGGUGCCCACGGUGGUCACCACCAUCCAUCUCUUCACCCUUCCUCACUCUCCGCCUCAAUGGGGUUCAGCCCCCCCUCCUUCCGACACCCGUUUCCCCUCCCGCUCAUGGGUUAUCCCUUCCAGAGUCCCCUUGGCCCACCCGCGGGCAGCUACCCGAGCAAGGACCGCUCCUCACCAGACUCCAUGGACCUGUCCCGUGAGACCACGAGUCUGAGGACCAAGAUGUCAUCCGGACACCACCUGGGGCACCACCAUCGCUCGUGUUCGCCAGCGCACCCUGGCAGCACGGCGGAAGGACUCUCCUUGUCGCUCAUCAAAUCCGAAUGCGGCGACCUUCAAGACAUGUCCGACAUCUCGCCUUACUCAGGCAGCAAUAUACAGGAGGGUCUCUCCCCGAAUCACCUGAAGAAGGCCAAGCUCAUGUUCUUUUACACCCGCUACCCGAGCUCCAACAUGCUCAAGAUGUUCUUCUCUGACGUCAAGUUUAAUCGCUGCAUCACCUCGCAGCUCAUCAAGUGGUUCAGCAACUUCCGCGAGUUCUACUAUAUCCAGAUGGAGAAGUUCGCCCGGCAGGCCAUCAACGACGGCGCCGCCGGCGUGGAGGACCUGAGCGUGAGCCGCGACUGCGAGCUCUUCCGAGCCCUCAACAUGCACUACAACAAGGCCAACGACUUUGAGGUCCCCGAUCGCUUCCUGGAAGUCGCCGAAAUCACGCUCCGGGAAUUUUUCAACGCCAUCGUGGCGGGCAAAGACGUGGACCCUUCUUGGAAGAAGGCCAUCUACAAAGUGAUCUGCAAGCUGGACAGCGAAGUUCCCGACAUCUUCAAGUCGCCCAACUGCCUCCAGGAGCUUCUACACGAGUAA